AAGGCAUUUACUUGUAUUGUUUCAUCCCUAUUGUUGCAUAUGUUCAUACAUUUCCUGGUAGAGGAAAUGCUAAACAAAAAUUGUGUGAAAGUUGGUAUAAUAGUUAUUUGUGGAGUUGAGAUAACUAUAUAAAUAAUGCCUUAUUUGCAAUUUUUAAUACAACCUGCAACGGGAACUGAUGAGCAGUUCAUAGAAAGGCUUCGAGAAGUAUCUGACAAAAUUAACAGGUUUGGUGUUGGCACGCUGAGAGUAUUUGAACAACUUAAAACACCAGUUAAGGAAAUUGUGAUCGGUCCAAGUCACAUCGGAGUACUUUUGGAAGAUGGAAAGGCAUUUCGAGCAGCUUUUUCAAUUAAUUCAGAGCGUAUUGAUUUAAAUAGGAUCGAUAACAACAAAAACCCCUCAAACAAUAUCUCGAAUGUUUCUAACAAUUCAAAAAAUGCUGCCACAUCGUCGUCAAGACAACUUGCACGUUCUAGAGCCCGACUUAUGCGCACAACUGGAAGAUCUGGGUCUGGAAGCCAGAGUUCCGGCUCACGUAGCACUGGUGUAAUCAUAGGCGGUGGCGGCUCGAGCCGUCCGAUUGUGACUGUACCAGCAACUUAUGUUCCUGAAGAAUUAAUAUCACAAGCGGAAGUAGUUCUUCAGGGUAAAAGCAGAAAUCUCAUAAUACGAGAAUUGCAGAGGACUAACUUGGACGUUAAUUUGGCAGUUAACAAUUUGCUUUCUCGAGACGACGAAGAAGCAGAAGACACUGAGGACGCUGGAGACAACUAUGUUCCAGAAGAUUUAAUAUCAUUAUUGGAUAAUGGAUUUCAUGGAGAUAAUAGCAGUGUGAUAAUAGAUCCAUCAGAUGGUCUUUUUUCCGAAGAAAUAUUCAGCAACUAUUCCAGUAUUCGCAAUUUGCUUUUUGAUCGCAUACGUAGUGAAAGGAAUCAGCCGAGCUCUAGCAAUUCAGACAAUCAAGGCAGGACAACAACUAGUUCAGGUGGUGUAAUGUCUGGGAAUAAUAGCUUGUCCGCUCAAAUAUCUACUGUAAGUGUAGAUCGCGAAGCAUUCAGUCGAUGGAGGGACCGCCAAUAUUAUGGACCGCGACGUUGGUUAAACAAAGAUGAUUACGUUUGGGAUAACAACGGAGGUAUGCAUUUAUUAAUACAUUUUUGGGCAUGCUUUCGAUAUAUCUAUAUACAUACCUACAUACUUAUCCGAUUUUUUCCCCUUCCAAAUAUUGUGCAUAUGGGUGAUUACUAGGGAAGACUAAAAUAU
Rhagoletis zephyria (snowberry fruit fly) is the source of this 1266-nucleotide messenger RNA. Its product is annotated as E3 ubiquitin-protein ligase hyd-like. NCBI's taxonomy places the organism in Eukaryota, Metazoa, Arthropoda, Insecta, Diptera, Tephritidae. Gene Ontology annotation, molecular function: ubiquitin-ubiquitin ligase activity; ubiquitin binding. Gene Ontology annotation, biological process: positive regulation of canonical Wnt signaling pathway; protein polyubiquitination. Gene Ontology annotation, cellular component: cytoplasm; nucleus. The record is from RefSeq and is a predicted model, not a curated record.